Branchiostoma belcheri (Belcher's lancelet) is the source of this 745-nucleotide messenger RNA. RefSeq names its product Sjoegren syndrome/scleroderma autoantigen 1 homolog. Lineage: Eukaryota; Metazoa; Chordata; Leptocardii; Amphioxiformes; Branchiostomatidae. Bases 71 to 745 code for a protein of 224 amino acids. The transcript has 4 exons. The record is from RefSeq and is a predicted model, not a curated record.
GGUUACAAAAGUGGUGCUGCGCGCACAUUUCCUGCUGCUGCGUUUUUGUUCCUCAAAAUCAAAUUCAAGCAUGAACUCCCACGAUAUCGACCCAGAUGAUUAUGAUUGGCAGCCGCCAUCAGAGGCUGACUUGAAGGUGAUUGAGGCACGUCGGGAGCGGAAUGACCAGAUCAGCAAACGGAUGGGAGACUACCUACUGAAGGGGUGGAAGAUGCUGGGUACUAACUGUGAGGAGUGUGGGUGUAUUCUGCUGAGGGACAAGCAGGGAGCUGACUACUGUGUGGCCUGUAAUGAACUUGAAUCUGAUCAUGACAAGGAUAAUCCAGCUGUAAGUGAAGUAGCAGCUCGAGGCCUGCAUCGAGAGGCCCAGUACGCCACAGCAGCCAAGGACCUGGCCUCCUCGGGACAGGAGCCUGUCAUCAACCACGUGGCCUCACCGCCCAGGAACGUCAGCCAACAGGAAGACACCGUACCCAGGAACAGACUCACGUCAGUUAAUCCGAUAGCUGUUGUGUCCAGUGCGCCACAACAGGUCAGCUCGGCCAGUCAGAGCCACGUGUACUCACCAGCAGACGAGUGGGGAGAAACAACAGAAGUAGCAGGCAUGUCAGUAGACGCUGUCCAGAAGAAACUGUUGUGGGCAACUGAAGAGUUAGGGAAGACUUCAUCGAUAGAGAAUAGCAUUCAACUCUGCAUGUUGAUAAAGGCUUGUGCAGAAGCAAUUGGUAGCAUUGAAAAAGUGUAG